AUGGUUGGAAAAAGAGGCCCUUACAAGAAAUACCUACUACAAGGUGAUAUUCAAGAAAUUCCAGAAUCUACACAUCGAUAUCGACAAAGAAAGAAAAAAGCGCGCAUUGAUAAUGAAUCUUUUAAAAUGAAUGGUUCCUCUGAUGAUGAAGAUGAUAAUUUUGAGGUUAUCGACGUUGAUACGUAUUCUCGUAAUUUAAAAGAUUCACCAAAAGUUCAUUCAUUGUCAAUAAAAAAUAAUGUUGAAAUUCAGUCAUCUGAAACUAAUUGCAUGGAAAUAAAAGCUGCGUCACUUAAAGGAGCAAUUUCAGCUGAUAGAAACUCAGCGGAUUUAUUAUAUAAUGUUACUACCAAUUAUUUUGAAAUAAAUCCAAAUGAUAUCGAUCCAAAUGAUAAUGAUAAUCUUCCUGAUGAAAAUGACUCCGAAGAUGAUUUAUUCUACGAUGUUCCUGAACUGUUUGAAGUUAAACUAACUGAUUACAUUCAAGAAAUUGAGACUCGAAUUCCAAUUUACGAAGGAUCUAUGUUGACUAAAAAAGAAAGCGAAGUUUUAAUAUUAGCGCAAACUCUACGUCAUGGGUUUUCAGAUUCUGCAUUAGACAGUACUCUUCAAAUCAUUAAUUGUCACUUACCGUUUGACAUCCACGGAUCAAAAUACAACUUCUUAAAAUCUUUCCCCAAUCCAAAUGCAAUUACUUAUUAUUACUGCAAUAGCUGUUCAACAAUUUUAAAUUUUGAGGACUCGGAAGAAUCAACUUGCAAAAACUGUACUACACGCUACGUAAAAUCUAUCCUUCACAAAAAUGGAAAAUAUUUUUUAUACGUACCGCUUAAAGAACAAUUAAAACAAUUCGUAAAAAGCAAAUAUUACAAGUUCCUGCGAAAAAGUAGUGAUGACGAAUCAGAUAUCAUAAAUGGUAAAUUCUAUCGUUUAUUAAGAGAAAAAAAAAUUAUUGGAGAUAUCGACCUCACAAUCCAGUGGAAUACUGAUGGAAUUAAAACUUUUGUCUCAUCAAAACCAUCAAUCUGGGCGAUUUUAGUUCAAAUCAAUGAAUUACCAUACAGAAUGAGGAAAGAUAAUAUGUUUUGUUGCGGGAUUUGGUUUGCUUCUGAAAAACCACCAAUGAACUUAUUCCUUCUCCCUUUCAGUGAAGAGAUGAUCGAAUUACACGAAACUGGUUUUGAUUCGGAAACAUUUUUAGACGAAAAACCGAUCACAAUAAAAGUACAUACAAUUUGUGCUCCUGUUGAUUCACCUGCUCGAUGUGCAAUUCAACAUUUAAAACAGUACAAUGGAGAAUUUGGUUGUGGUUAUUGUUUGCAUCCUGGAGAAGAAAUACCGUUUGGAAAUGGGCACGCGAGAGUAUACUGUGGAGACAAACAUAAAGGACGAACCUUAAAGCAGCAUUUAGCUGACGUAUCAACAGUUGUCGAAAGCAGCGAAAUUACAGAACUCAAUGGUGUGAAAGGACCUUCUGUUAUAAUGCAAAUACCUAUUUUUCAUAUAAUUUGGUCAUUCCCUCCAGAGUAUUUGCAUGUUGUUGCUGAAGGUGUUGCAGAAUUAGUGACAGAUUUGUGGUUUGAUUCCAAGCAUCAUGAAGCUAACUGGUACCUAGGGAAAGAAUUAGAUGAAAUAGAUAAAUUACUUUUAAGCAUAAAGCCUCCAACUGAAUUGACCCGUUGUCCUCAAUCAAUCAAGAAUCGUUGCCGAUGGAAAGCUUCAGAAUGGAAGAAUUUCAUUUUGUACUUCUCCCUCGUGUGUCUUCGAAAAUUAAAAACAACAAAAAAAAAGAAAUAUUAUCAGCACUGGUUCUUGUUCGUUUAUAGUAUCAACAUUUUUUCAAAAACGAAAAUUAGCGAAGUUGAAUUUUCAAAAGCAAGUGAAGCUAUCCGAUUGUUUGUUCUAAAGUUUGAAGACUUAUAUGGAAAGGAAUACAUGAAAUACAAUGUACAUUUGUUGUUACAUAUCCCCCAAAGCGUCAAAAAUUUUGGUGCUCUGUGGGCCUGGUCCACUUUUCCCUACGAGCAUUAUAAUGGGGUUAUAAAAAAAUUAUUUAAAGGAACCCAAUAUCUUCCUGAACAAAUAAUCAAGUCGUACACGAGAUUAAAGUAUGUAAAGUUAUCUUCUUCAGUUUUUUCUAAGGCUGACUCGAGCGCACGGGGCAAAAAUUUAUUUCAAACUUUAAUGAAAGAGAUUAAAGUUAAAAGAUGCAUAGAAUACGGAGAAGAUUUAAGAGUUUUUGGAUGCGCACAAGAAGUACAAUUAACGGACUUGACGAAAUUGGUAAUAACUCAUUUUAUUGAAGAGGAGAUUCAAAGUUGUGCUCUAUCGUUUGACCGUUUUAUUAUAAAACACAUCCUAAUUCACACCGAGAAAUACCUAAGAUUAACAAAAAGAAAGAAUUGUGUAGUUAAAACAUCAGACGGGGUUUUUAUAUCAAUCACCAAUUUUCUGUGCAUUAAAACUGCAAGAGGUGAAUCGAAGCAAGUGGUAAUUGGAAAAGAAUUGCAAGUACAAAAAGAAGCACUUUGCAAUUACGAAAACUUUGCAUCGUUUGAGUUCUCCUUUAUUGUUAAAGAAACUAAAAAUAUUAUUCCUUGUUGGCCAACAAUGAUUGAAACCAAAUGUGUGUACAUUCCACAUGACAAUCAAUGCUGCGUGAUACCAUUAGCAAAUUCAUUGGAAACUGAUUAAGAACAUGUACGAGACUCAUAUAGUUAAAAUACAGUAAGAAAGACGCUGCAUACAGGCUUUUGAUCUAUACUGAAAUACUUCGUGUAUUUUCGAUUUUUAAAACGGAACACUAAUUCCAUUAUAGAAAGGACCAAAUUAAAAUAAUAAACGAGAUAGUCACGAAACUAAGCAUAAAAAUACAAAAGAAAAACGAAGAAAUAUUAGAAAAUCAAUAUUUCUAAAUAAAAAUUGCAUUAUAGUGUGCUAUAAUAAUGUUAUUACAACAAUAAUUACAAUUAUCAUUAAAUUAAAUUUACAUU
Messenger RNA from Leptopilina boulardi, 2993 nucleotides. RefSeq lists its product as uncharacterized. The record is from RefSeq and is a predicted model, not a curated record. The transcript is spliced from 4 exons. NCBI's taxonomy places the organism in Eukaryota, Metazoa, Arthropoda, Insecta, Hymenoptera, Figitidae. The coding region runs from base 1 to 2694 and encodes 897 amino acids.